Biomphalaria glabrata is the source of this 1091-nucleotide messenger RNA. Its product is annotated as golgin subfamily A member 6-like protein 22. The record is from RefSeq and is a predicted model, not a curated record. Gene Ontology annotation, molecular function: protein binding. NCBI's taxonomy places the organism in Eukaryota, Metazoa, Mollusca, Gastropoda, Planorbidae. The coding region runs from base 105 to 986 and encodes 293 amino acids. The transcript has 3 exons.
UGACAAGCUUGCAUUAUAUAAUGUAGUAGAUUUAACAUACAGUGUUUCUCUUGAAACUUCUGUGUAACAAAUUUUGACGGUUGUAAUGAGUUAAAUUUUACAACAUGCUGAUUGUUGUUGGUUACCUUCUCUUGUUUGGUGCGUUAUGCGUGUCUGGCCAGAUAAAUACAACUUCUGAAGAAACUAAUGUUGUGUCUGAUGAGACGGACAAUGGCUCGAAAAUAUCUAAUAUCAUCGACACUUUAGGUGACGUUCCAGAAAGACUUCUACUUAAUAAAUUGGCGCAGGGAGCUUUAAGAUUGAGACUCCCUGUUUUUUCACCAGUGUCAACUCUUUUCAAUAGAGAUUCUCAAAACAUGGACACUUCCCUAAACACCAAUGAAAAACGAUUAUGGCAAGGCAAAGAUGACAAUGAAAAACGUUUAUGGCAAGGCAAAGAUGACAAUGAAAAACGAUUGUGGCAAGGCAAAGAUGACAAUGAAAAACGAUUAUGGCAAGGCAAAGAUGACAAUGAAAAACGAUUAUGGCAAGGCAAAGAUGACAAUGAAAAACGAUUAUGGCAAGGCAGAGAUGACAAUGAAAAACGAUUAUGGCAAGGCAAAGAUGACAAUGAAAAACGAUUAUGGCAAGGCAAAGAUGACAAUGAAAAACGAUUGUGGCAAGGCAAAGAUGACAAUGAAAAACGAUUAUGGCAAGGCAAAGAUGACAAUGAAAAACGAUUAUGGCAAGGCAGAGAUGACAAUGAAAAACGAUUAUGGCAAGGCAAAGAUGACAAUGAAAAACGAUUAUGGCAAGGCAAAGAUGACAAUGAAAAACGAUUUUGGCAAGGCAAAGAUGACAAUGAAAAACGAUUAUGGCAAGGCAAAGAUGACAAUGAAAAACGAUUAUGGCAAGGCAGAGAUGACAAUGAAAAACGAUUAUGGCAAGGCAAAGAUGACAAUGAAAAACGAUUAUGGCAAGGCAAAGAUGACAAUGAAAAACGAUAAUGGACAGCUGUAAGAGAUACCAAUUUUUAAUUUUUAAAAUAAAACACAGUUUUAUUUAGUUUGAUCUUAUAACUACAAAUAUAAUAAAUUCAUGAUUACAAAUUA